Gadus chalcogrammus (walleye pollock) is the source of this 3432-nucleotide messenger RNA. Its product is annotated as sine oculis-binding protein homolog. Gene Ontology annotation, biological process: animal organ development. Gene Ontology annotation, cellular component: nucleus. The record is from RefSeq and is a predicted model, not a curated record. The transcript is spliced from 7 exons. Bases 372 to 3092 code for a protein of 906 amino acids. NCBI's taxonomy places the organism in Eukaryota, Metazoa, Chordata, Actinopteri, Gadiformes, Gadidae.
CCCACACAUACACACGCACACACACGCACACGCACACGCACACACACACACACACACACACACACACACACACACACACACACACACACACACACACACACACACACACACACACACACACACACACACACAAAAACUCACACACACACACUCAUACACUCACACACAAACACACUAGCGCAUGCAUGUUCAGUGGACCUCAAUGGGUGAAGCUCCACAUGACGGAUUCAGACGUCUUGGAAUGACAGCCGCUGUCACAGAGAGUGACAGCUUUCCUCCUUCCUCCCCGCGCUCUUUGACCACCUCAGCCGUCCAGUGAUUCACUUCUUACCUUGCGGCCGCCAAACAGUGACACGGAUCUAGCGAGGACUAUGCCAGAGAUGGAGAAAGGGAGACCACCGGAAAAUAAACGCAGCAGGAAACCAGCGCACCCAGUCAAAAGAGAGAUCAACCAGGAGAUGAAGACGUUCGCUGAGAGCACCAUGAACGAGCUCCUGGGCUGGUACGGCUAUGACAAGGUGGAGCUCCGCGACUCAGAGGCCAGCGAGAUCCGGAACUACAGGGAGCGACGGCAGCAGGUGUCUGUGCUAAAGGAAAACUCAUUGCCAAAACCCAAAGGCGCGGAGAGUGAGGCGGGCCACUCGGUGCUGGCCAUGAAGAGUGGCGAGAGAGAGUCGACCAGCAUGCCCUGCUCCUCCUCCUCAUCUUCCUCACCGAGCUCAUCCCUGACCAGCCACAAAGAACACAAGAGUGCCCCGGUCAUCGUUCCCCUCAUAAAGCCCUCUGCAGUGGAGGACGUGCAGAACGUGCAGAUCGUAUGUGUGUGGUGCCAGAAGGAGGGUGUGAAGCGCUACUCCCUCUGCAUGGGCUCCGAGCUCAAGAGCUUCUGCAGCGAGAAGUGCUUUGCUGCCUGCCGACGGGCCUACUUCAAACGCAACAAGGCCAGAGAUGAAGAUGUUAACGCAGACACGUCUCCCCAGCAUCCACACUCCGAAGACUCCCCGAGACUAGUGCUGAAAAUGAACAGUACUGUCAGGGUCUGCGAUUGGUGCAAGCACGUCCGCCACACCAAGGAGUACCUGGACUUUGGCUCCGGAGAGGAGAGGCUCCAGUUCUGCAGCACCAAGUGUCUGAACCAGUACAAGAUGGACGUCUUCUACCGGGAGGCCCGUGCGGCCCUUACCAGCACCCCUUCCUCCAGCUCCAGCCCGGGCCGGAGCGGCCAAGAGGGGCGGUCCGACAGCGGGCCAAAACUGCUCACUCCCGAGUCCUGGAGCAGCGGCGGCGGCGGCGGCGGCGGCGGCGGCGGUGGCGGCGGCCACGGUGGUGUGGGAGACCUCCGCCACAGAACCCGGUCGCCUAAAGGCCACACGCCUAGCCACGCCUCGGCGGCGUCCAGCUCCGUGUCGCCCUCCGAGGCGUCCUCCUCCUCCUCCUCCAAGGUGCCUGUCUCGGGGCUGAGGCUCCUGGAAAGGCCCAUGUCCCACCCCCCCCCGGCCCCCCCUCAGACCGCCGAGGGGAUGCCUCAUCGACCUCCCCAUCCUCACCCUCACCCUAACUCUCACCCCCACCCUCACCAGCGCUCAGUUCUGGACCACCCUCCGAUGCCCCCCAUGCCGAUGCCCUUCAUCAGACCGCCGCUCCACGCUCAGGGCCUGAAAAGCCCCCUCUCCCACCACCCCAGACACCCGGGCCCCCCGUCCAGCCCUAUCCAUCGAGCCCCCCACUCCCCCCACCCCCACAUGCAGCCCCCCCCGGCAGCCCCCGUCAACCCCCCCGGACUGAUGCAUCCUUUCCUAGGGGCCUACUUCCCCGGCCUGCACUCCCCGCCCAUCAACAUGAUGCCCCGAGGACCCGUGCCCAUGCACCCCAUGAUGAACUUUGGUAUUCCCUCCUUCAGCCCUCUCCUGCCUCACCCCAUGGUGCUGGUGCCUUACCCCGUCAUAGUCCCGCUCCCUGUCCCCAUCCCCAUCCCCAUCCCCUUCCCCUUCCCCGUCCCCUGCCCGGCCCAGGCCCCCACCAUGGAGAAGCCCAGCCACGGCGGGGUGAUCCAGCCCGUGCCAGAGGACAGGAGCAGGGGCAGGGCCGCCAGACAGCCCUGCCCCCCCGGUUCUCCCAGCGACGCUCGGCAGCAAGCCCCCAGCACCUUGGGGCCAACACCCAUGCACGGGGUCCCCGCCUCGCACAGGGACCCCAGCACGAGGGGUACGGAUUGGGUCAAAUCCGAGCGACCCUUCCCUUCCCCGAUAUCCACGCCCCACAGCCAGUUGUCCUCGCCCUGUCGACGAAACAACGAUUCCCCUUCCUCAGCCCCGGGACUAGAGGGCCUGAUUGACUGUAAGUCGGACCAGCAGCAGAACCAGCAGCAGCAGCAGCAGCAGCAGCCAGAGCGUCAGGUCAUCCAGAGAGUGCUUCAAAAUACCCAGGUGAAACUGGAGCCCAGCACCAAUGGAGCGGUGGACUUCUCUGGGCCAGGGGAGUCGGAGACUGGGCAGGGUACCAGACCAGGGCUCCAUGACAUCAUCAGACCAGCUCCUCUUGUAAAGCACUCCUCUGCAGAGGACAUUUCCUAUCACCAUCACAACACCGACGCCCCUCCCUCACACACCGCACCCAGCUCCAGAGGAAGCAGCCCUCCCUAUGACUCCGCCUCCUUUGGCCUGACGACUCCGGACCACGGCCGAAACAGGCCGUCCCCGGCGUCCCCCAGACCCCCGUCUCCUCCAGGCCCUGAGCCCGUCCCGGCCCAGACACAAGCUCCGCCCACACAAGUGGCGCUCGGCGAGUUGGAGGCCAUCAAAGAAAACAACUACUCGGCGGUGGGCGCCAUCAGGGCGGACCGCCCAGACGGCCAAUCAGACGAGCCCGUGGCCGUGGUGGGGGAGGCGGGAGAGGACCCCCACGUCCCCGAUGAGGACCAUGCGUACGCUCUGCCGACGGCGCCAAAGACAGGGGGGGCCGCCACCCCACUGCUGCUGCCCAAGCUGAGGGACAAGGGGGCGCUGCGUGGCGCCCCGACACUGGCCGCCGCGGCCGACACAGAGCCGGCGCUGAAGAGACGCUGCCUGCGAAUCCGGGAUCAGAAUAAGUAGAGGGCUGAGGUGAGACAGUCUAAUGAACAGACUCCCUGUGUUCAACACUGUACCGCGGUGCCGGAGCCAGAGACGUGUUUGCUGCUUGUGGACAACAUCAGGGGGCCGGCGGCUGUAGCGCCACCCCCCGGCCCCCCGGCCCUCCAGCCCUGCAGCCCGGCCGCCCCAGCAUGGUGCCAACAUCAACAGAAAAAAAAACCAGGAAGCCCCGCUUUAUCGCCAAUCUCCAAGCCCGCCAAGCCCCCCAAGUCGAGGCAAAGGGGCAGACCUGGAACAGGAGAGAGAGACAGGGCGAGCGACAGAGAGAGAGAGAACACGGGCAUCGCCGUUCCAGCUUGUC